CAACUAAAAGUUGGAGUGUGCAUGGAAUAUUCUCGGGUGUUCUGAACCUUGUUUACUGCAAAAAUACAAAAGAUGGAGAAUAACGGUGGCGAUAGAGGUCCCCCUGAUGAUAGGAACAAACAACCGAAAAGCGUCGGAAAGUUGCUGCACAUGUGUCUUGAAACACAGAGUGGUAGUCCUCAGGAUGAGAAUCAUGUCGUGCAACCCAUGCCUGAAGAGCGUCGACAAUGGUUGGACAAUGCCCUGAGAGAUUUAACAGUAAGCCCAGUGGAGAGGAUGAAGGUGGGCUUACGUAUUCUUACUACAGCAGAAAGUACAGAGCAACAGAUGAUUGAUGCUUUAGAUGAAAUCAUUGAGUGGUGUGAAAACCUUGAUUUUGCUGCAGAUUUUUACAAGAUCGGAGGAUAUCCAGUGCUUAGCAAAUUACUGCCCCACAAAUCAGCUGAGAUCAGAUGGAAAACACUGGAGUUGAUUGCAGUCUUGGUUCAGAACCACACUUAUUGUCAGGAGAUGGCUCUCAAAGAAAACUUGUUACCAAAAAUGUUGACAAUACUGGAUACAGAUGACGAUUCAACUGUUAAAAUAAAAGCUUUGUAUGCUGUGUCAUGUCUCACAAGAGAUAAUCCUGAAGCCCAGAAAGUGUUUAUAGAAAAGGAUGGCUUUUCUGUAUUGAUGCGAGCCAUGCAAACAGAUGUUGAGAAGUUAAAGAUUAAGGCUGCAUUCAUGUUGUCUGCACUUUGUGUGGAUAGACCAGACAUCAAAGAUGUGAUGUGUGACACUGGCAUGAUUGAGCAGUUAGUGGGAGUCCUAAACGAAGAACACAACUCCUUCCAUGAGCACACUUUGGCUGCUCUUCUCUCCAUUGUCACAAAUCACCAGAAGGCUGUAGAGGAGUGUCAAAGACCAGAACUGGAACUGGACAAAAAAUUGCAGGAGAGGAUCCGAAGUCUUAAUGGCAAAGAUGAAUUCCGUGAGGAAAGUCAAUAUGCCAAAGAAUUGCUAAAGAUAAUAACAAAGGAUGACAUUGAGGUUCAGCGGUAAAAAGCAGCAAGAGGCUUGUCCAGAUGGAUGGCUGAUCCAUUUAAAAACAAAGCAGUCACUACUUGCAAUAAUGUAGCUCUCCUCGUUUUGCCUAUCCACCCCACCCCCAAACCCUAACACCUCCCCCCCCAACCUCACACACAAAAUUUGGAAAAAAUGGGGAGGGCUGCAUUCAUGCAGCCAUGCACGCAUGUGCUUGUGCGAUUUACAGUGUGAUUCAAAUGUGGAUUUCGAUCGCUGACUUAUGUAACAAAUGAAUAUUGUACAAUACUGUGUUUUCAUAUUUAAAUUGCUGUAAAACAGUUUAUCUCAGGGAAGUUUUCUAAAUUUGAAUUGAUGUGUCUUUUAAGUAACUAUUCAGAAGUGUCUUGACAAAUUUAAAGUAUUUUGUUGUCAGUAUUUUAAUCUAACUGCAUACACGUUAUGACUAGAUUAAUGCACUUACGAAUAUACAGGAAAUUUUGAAUUAUGCGUGGAUCUAGAGGGGUAAAUUCAAAUUUCUUUAAAUUAACAUUAUAGAAUUACCCAAAAUGUGCCUGCCUCAGACCCCCUUUUUAAAAAACUAAUAAGUAACUGUAAGACUUUGUUAUAAAAACCCCCCACCCCAAAAAAAAUUUCUAGAUCCACGCAUGUGAAUUACAACUAUUUUUUAGUUCUCUUGAAUAGUGUAGUGUGAGGAAAAAAUUAAAGACAAUAACAGUUGAAAAUCAGAGCUAAAACUGUUGUAUUAAAUAUUCAUAGAAUGAUUAGACAAUUCAAUACUGUUCAUAUAUUUGCAGUAUUAUAAAUAAAUUGCCAAAUUUUAAUCAUUACAUAAUGAUUUCUUGUCUUGCAGGUUCUAUUAUUUAAUUUUAAAAUUAUUUUUAAUAAGAUUUGUGUAAAUAAAAAUACUUCUUUAUAGAUGAAAAAGAAUAUGAAUUAAAUAAUUUGGAUUUGCUAAUCCAGUCUUGCAUGAUGAAAUGUUUCAGUAAUUUAUUGUGAGAGAAUGUUUAGUGUUGUAUCAGUGCAAUUUAAGCUCUCUGUGGUGGUAUUUUUGUAAAUGAAUGUUCAAGAUACAUGUAUAUACAAAACACAUUUAACACCUGUUACCUUUUUUACUUCAGGCCAAAAUAAGUAAACAGUGUGUUUCCAGUUCCCCAACCAUCUCUAAAUUUUACGGUAUAUGAUAUUGGCAUUGACAUCUCUUCCUGGGAAAAAAUGAUUUUUUGACGUUUCAUGGUCUCUUCAAAUGUUGAAGGUAACAUAGAAAACAAAUCUGUGUUCUGUAUCUUAGUAACGUUCUCGAUGGACCCGAAUUGGAAAACAAUUGUUAAAACACAAAAAUGUUUUCCCUACCUUAUGCCAAUUUUCAUUUUCAGUUAGGAAUAGGAAAUGCACUGUUUUUGGCCAUGGAGACCUUUUUUAAAAUGUGAAUACAAUUACCUGGUACAUGUAUAUUACGUAUUCUAGAUUUUAUCUAUGGUAAAUCUUCUUGUAUGCAUGAAAUAUUUGUAGUCAAAUCAAAAUUACCGUACAUGCAUACAGAUGUAUUAUGUAUUAAUAAUAGUGCAUGUACCAAUAUUUUUAAUCGUACAUUUGGUCUUUUUUUCAGAUUCUCUUUUUCAAGACUGAUGGUAUAAGUGAAUAGAAAAAAAUCUUUAUUAAAUUAUUUGUUUUUAUUACUUGCAGAGAAUAGCAUCACUUUCAUUUUUAUGGGUUGUUCUAUAUUGAAAUGCAUGCCUAAUGAAAUGGAUAUCCAAUUCUGGACAGACUUCAUGAUUUGUUGAUGACUAUGAUUAUAUGUAUUUAAUACGUUUACAGCUGUUAGUACUUUUUGUUAAAAUACAGAGCUACUUGUGUACUUCUA
Messenger RNA from Magallana angulata, 2887 nucleotides. RefSeq names its product hsp70-binding protein 1-like. NCBI's taxonomy places the organism in Eukaryota, Metazoa, Mollusca, Bivalvia, Ostreida, Ostreidae. The record is from RefSeq and is a predicted model, not a curated record. The transcript is spliced from 6 exons. The coding region runs from base 73 to 1041 and encodes 322 amino acids.